AUGUCUGUGAUCGGUAUAACAUUUGGUAACACCUCGUCUUCAAUUGCGAUUGCCACUCAAGACGGGAAAGUGGACGUGAUUGCCAACCCUGAUGGAGAUCGUUCCAUACCGUCAGCUUUGUCGUAUGUCGGAGCCGAUGAGUACCAUGGCGCUCAAGCAGAGGCAAGGUUAAUAAGAAACCCCGAAAACACCAUAGUCAACUUUAGAGACUUUAUCGGCAAAAAGUUUUCCCAGAUCAAACCCGACUUCUCCCACGGGGCCAAGCCCCGAGAUGUCAAUGGAGAAAUUGCAUACGAAAUAAAGACUGACGGCAAGACCGAGACGAUUACCAUUCACCAAGUCGCUGAGAGGCACUUUAAGCAGUUGAAGUCAGCAGCUGAAGACUACAUUGGCAAGCCCGUGGAAAGUGUCGUGUUGGCAGUGCCUACAGACUUUACAGAACACCAAAGAGAAGAAAUCACCAGGAUUGCCAACGAUGCCGGGUUGAAAGUUUUGCAAUUGAUCAAUGAGCCAUCCGCGGCAUUGCUUGGCCAUUUAUCGAACGAAGAAGACAAAUUGUCCGAAGACAAGAUCUACAUUGUUGCGGACUUUGGAGGAAUCAGAUCCGAUGGCGCCGUCAUUGCCGUGAGAGGAGGCGUGCUCACCAUCUUGGCCACGGCCCACGAGUACGGCUUGGGUGGAGAGAACCUAGAUUCGGCAUUGUCGGAGUUUUUCGCCAAGGAGUUUGAGAAGAAAUACAAGGCCAACCCUAGAACCAAUGCCAGAUCGCUUGCCAAGUUAAAGGCGGAGUCGAUUGUGGUUAAAAAGACCUUGUCCAAUGUGCAAACUUCAACGUGCUCCAUCGAGUCCUUGGCCGAAGGUUAUGACUUCCACACGAGCAUCAACCGUUUGAGAUACGAGUUGGCCGCUAGGGAGCCCUUAUCGAAAAUGGCGGCGUUUGUGGAAAAGGCCAUCUUGAAGGCGGGCUUGGAGCCCUUGGACAUUGACGAGGUGCUUUUGGUGGGUGGAUGUGCACACACCCCCAAACUCGCCUCGAACAUUGCGAUCCUUUUCCCCAGCUCCACCAAGAUUGUGUCUCCAUCCUUGGACUCUAAGGCCUCCAACCCUUCCGAGUUGGUUGCGCGCGGAGCUGCUUUGCAAGCUUCGUUGAUUGAAGGUUUCGAGCAAGCGGAAAUCACCGAGUCGUUGCAGCCUAUUGUGGUCAACACGCAACACAUCUCGAAGCCAAUCGGCAUCAAGGACGCCGAGGGAAACUUCCAGCCGAUCUUGGUUGCUGAAACCGCUUACCCCAUCAAGAAAUCCAUCGAAGCCACCAAUGGAAACAGCACCACGGCCUUGAUUCAGUUGUACGAGGGUAAGAGAACGGUGAAGGAGACCGUUGUCGAGCAAGAAAAAGACGAAGAGGACUCGGAAGACGAGGACUCUGAUGAAGAGCCCGAGAUCGAAAGAGAAGUUGUUUACCAAGUAGGCGACUUGUUGGCCGAAUUAUCGUUGAAGGAUUUGAAACCCCACUCGAAAUUGGAAGUGACGGUGAACAUUACUCAAAAUGGAGUGUUACACUUGACUGGAAGGGAGUUGAAACAGGGCUCGGUUCCAGUAAAAGGUGAAAUCUCAUCCAACUAG
Molecule: messenger RNA, 1623 nt
Organism: Lodderomyces beijingensis
Lineage: Eukaryota; Fungi; Ascomycota; Pichiomycetes; Serinales; Debaryomycetaceae
Source: the annotation of a GenBank genome assembly